UCAAUCUAUCCUCUCUUAACAUCACUCCACAGGUACGAAACUAUGGAUUAUCAUGGAGUACCUUGGAGGGGGGUCUGCCUUGGACCUGAUGAAGGCAGGGAGCUUCGAGGAGAUGCACAUUGCCAUCAUUCUACGGGAGGUGCUCAAGGGUCUCGAUUACCUACAUUCGGAGAGGAAGCUCCAUAGGGAUAUCAAAGCGGCAAACGUGUUGCUAAGUGAAAUGGGAGAUGUAAAGCUUGCUGACUUCGGUGUGGCAGGCCAGUUGACCAACACGACAAGCAAGAGAAACACGUUUGUGGGGACACCCUUCUGGAUGGCCCCGGAGGUCAUCAAGCAGUCCGCGUAUGACUCCAAGGCAGACAUAUGGUCCCUGGGCAUCACGGCCAUAGAGUUGGCAAAGGGGGAGCCGCCCAACAGUGACCUCCACCCCAUGCGAGUCCUUUUCCUCAUACCUAAGAACAACCCACCGCAACUCACAGGGAACUACAGCAAACCUUUCAAAGACUUUGUCGAAUCGUGUUUGAACAAGGAUCCAGAGAAUAGACCAACAGCCAAAGAAUUACUGAAGUAUCCAUUUAUUCGGAAGGCCAAGAAGAAUUCCUACUUAAUGGACCUGAUUGAUAGAUAUAAGUCAUACAGGAAAAACUGCACAGAUACUGAUACAGACUCUGACCAGUCAGAUUCGGAGGACAGUCGACAAGAGAGUGAUGUGGAGGACCCGGCAUGGAUCAUGACGGUGAGAGAGCAUCCUGGUGGCCUUUCUCCCACCAGCAUACAGGAGGUCCUACCCAGCAGCAACACUUCGUCGCCUCUCUCCUCAGACCCUCCACCUCCCUACAACACUGUGGCUGCAUCUUCUAUGUCUUCCCUCUCUCAUUCACCUCCCAAGGAGAACAACGGGGUUCUGUACAGAGGAGAAAAGACAUCAUCUCCGACUCGUCCAACUUCUGUGGCACCCCCACCACCCAAUGAGAAUGAGAAGCGAAGAGAAGCUCGCCUGUCUGAACACCGAACGUCCAGAGAUAUGGAGCUGUCCCCUCGAUCAAAUGAAACCCACACCAAUGGAGAUGACCGGCGCCUCUCCAGGGAAAUGACUGAUAUGAGAAUUGACCACGAGGACCACAGGAAUGACAUCAGCGACCGUCCAGACAGAAAUGAUUAUAAUGAGAGGAAUGAGCGGCGUCACUCCCGUGAGGCACACCACCCCAGAGACAACAGGUCAAGCAUAGGUGACAUCAGGCGGCCAGAUCAUCGGGUGCCCUCUUCACACCCACAAUCACCGCGAGCCACAUCUCCACUGCCCACUUCGAACACCCUGGUUGAUGUGGUACUGCCACUCAUGUCAGAGCUUCAGCGACGCCACCGACACUCCAGUAGAAGUGGAGACCCACACCGCACAGAUGCCAUUGAGGAACUCAAAUCGGCCUUCGAGACGGCUGAGCGGUCCAACCCAGGGGUGACAGAUGCUUUCAUACGGGACCUCUUCUCCAAGCUAGUUCCCAACAUGACUGAGACCAAGAUAAGGCAAGCUCACGACAACCUGACCCGGUGAAGCCAGGGUGGGAAUAUUGUGUAGGAGGACCACAUGAAGCCCCCUCUCCCCCAGUACUUGUUGCUUGUUGGUGAUACUUAACUUUUCAUGUGGUGUGGAAACAGCUGGAUGAUGCAGAUAGUUAUGACCAAUUUGAUGAUAUGACUCUGGAAAAUUGGAAUGUGGUGCAGGUGGAGGAGAGAGAGAGAAAAAAAAGAUAACAGUGAGGGAGAGAGAUUUCCAAAUGUGUCUCUACCCUUCUCAUAAAGUCUCUUUUUUUAUACUCAGUGUUAGCUGGUUAAUUUUUAAAACUUAUUUUUUCUUGCAAUUUUUUUUGUUUUUUGUUUUUUCUUUUUUUUUCAUUUGCUCCCUCUACCACAGUGAACAUUUGUGUGCUGAGGCGUGCUUGGGUGCCCAGGGGAGUGUUGAGAAGAUGGUGGAAGGAAUGAUGGCUUAGGAGAGUGGGAAUGCAACGCAAGUGUUGGGAAGCGGACACUGCCCUCGGAAUAGGUUUGGGGGGUGGUCGAGUGGUGGCAGGGACAAGUUCAGAUCUUUUUUAGUUUGGUGAACUUUUUAUCAAUGUCCUUACUUUAGAGAAAAUAAAACAAAUUGGAAAAUGAAAAUCCGUGCAUACAUACAAAAUCUGCAAGAUGAUUCAGAGAUCUCCAAUGUCAUCGGGGAAGCUGUUCCAUACAGUAACAUGAGGAGCGUGGCAUUGUACAUAGUUCUGACCUCAGUGCCUCACAUGCAGUGUCUUGAAGGGUACCCACAUGCGGGUGGGCUCGCGCAGCACCCACCUCCCUGGUAAUGGUAAUUAUCUAUUUUAGGUUGUUCUGAUUGCAGAACAGGAAAGUGGAAGUUUUAUGUAUUAUUUUAUUUUUAUUUUUGUUUUUCCUCAUGAUUUUUUUUUUUCUCCUUUUUUUAUGAUUCCAAAUCACAUGGAACCAAUGAUACAUUUUACGAUUAGCAAGAAGAGGGCCAGUCUCUCACCUUGCCUUGUACUAUACUAGUGUAUAUACCCGUGUACGUCAGUGAAUAUAGGUGUGUUUGCAAGAUGUACAUAUUUUCCCUAUUAUGACCACACUAAAUCAAAUCUAGUUUGGUUAUUGUAAAUGAAUUACACACCUCUCCUGAGCCAUAUCAGUAGCUAUUGACUGUAAUUUGGUAUUUGUAUAUUUCCCAGGUUGAGUUUGUGGUUUGGUUUGUGUCCUAACGUCAAACUCACUUUUCCUUCUUUUUAUAUUAUGGAUGCUUUUGUUUGUUUCUUUGUAUUGAUUAUUAUUAUGAUCAUCAUUAUUAUUAUUAUUUUUAUUAUUGCAAUUUAUAGUUUAUCAUUCAGUUUUUAUUAGUAUUAACUUUAAAAAUUGGAUUAGCAGAUUUUAAUCAUAAUAAAGAAGAUCAGUUAUGAACUUUUCUUUUUUUUUCUUAUUCUGUUAUUUUAUUAUUAUUAUUGUUUUCAAAAUCAAGAGCUUUCACAAGAAGACAUGCUAUUUGUCUCUUGGUUGAGGAUUUAUGCCUUAUUUACAACUACGAUGGGGCACAAGAUGAUUGACUUUGUCCUGUCUCUGCCAUACAUCCUUUUGUGAUACUUGCCUGUUUUUAGUAGCCAAAGAUGUUGCUAUUUAUUCUUGUUAUUAUUGGACACAUUUCUUCUCUUCUAGUGUCAAAGACAUUGUAGGUUGUAUUCAAUAUUUAAUUGAUUUUUAUUUUAUAUACUGCUAAUGCAAGUCUUUGCCUUAGUGAAUAAUGAGAUAUGAAAAAAAAAAGAAAAAAAAAAAAAAAAAAAAAUCCUUAUGCAAAACCAACAUUCCAGUAAUGGUGAUUUUCUUCAUUUAAAAGUGGAUUUUCUCUUCACCUAGUCCUGCCUUGGUAAUGUCACAUGUUUGUAAUUUUAUUUGCUCUUUGUUUUACUUUUUUAUUCAUUCAAUCAUUUUAUUUUGUACAGAUUUAAAGGAGAUUAAAAGUUGAGGACAAUUUGCACUUUUUUUUUUCUGUUUGCGUUGGUGUUAUCUCGGCCAUUGUCAGUGUGGAUCCCCUCCAUAUAUGUAUAUGUAUAUAUGUGUAUGUAUAUGUAUGUAGAUGUAUAUGUAUAUCUGUAUAUACAUAUACAUUAUGUACAUGUAUAUGUAUAUGUGUAGAUAAGUACAUGUAUAUGCAUAUGUAUGUAUAUAUACAAGUUUGCAUAUGUAUGCAUUGCUGUAUAUCAAAAACAACCAAACAAUAAAAGUAUUAUUAUUAUUUUUUUAUUUGGGUCUGCCUCUUUGUCAGUACAGUUGUGGCUGAGACAGGAGUUACUUUUGUUAAAACACCUAAGGCUUUUUUUUCCCUUUUCCCCUUCCUAAGACCCUUUCUUUAUCCUCUCAAAUCUAGUGGUAUUCUGCCAAGAGUGUUUUUCCUUUAUUCUUUUCGUUUUAAUGUAUGUAUUUUGAGGCUAUGCUCAAAUUGGUAAGGAAAAAGAAAGAAAAUGGCUUGGAUGUCAGACUCCAGUCAUGGAAAUCUAGAUUAAUAUAAAUAUUCACAGAUUGUUAUUUAUUUAUUUAUAGAUUUUGGAGAUUGCAGUAUUUUUUUUUUUAUUCUCAUAUGUAUAUUUAUGUAUUGUUUAUUUCUGUAAGGGCAGGGUUUUUUUUUUUAAGAUGUGAAUUGAAUACAUGCUGUGAAACCUUCUAUUGUUUUCUGGACUACAUCUGUUCAGCCAGACUGGCUCGUACUGCAGAGGAGCUGUAGACCUCCACCAGACCUGCUUCCUGUUCUCCACAAAACAGUAGAACCUUGCAUUGUAGUGCUUCUUUCUUUCUCGCUCUAGUUUCCAUCUCUCAUCAAAAUAGUCUGUGUGUUCUGUUCGUCGGAAAAUGUGCACAGCCUCUCAUCAGGUUCUGUGAACUUUGAUUAGUUAUGGUUGUCAUAAGCCAGUCAGUUGGUAGACUUUGAAUUUAGUGUAUGUUUCCUAUUUGCUGUGUUAGUGUGUGCGUAUUGUAGUGUCCAGAGGAGUAGAUUUUUUUGAGAAAUUAAAAAUUAAAGUAAAAUAGUGGUUUACAAAUAGCACACUUUGGAGGUUCUGCUGUCUUGUAGUAGGGUAGCUUGUUUGGAUUUUUUUAUUAAUUUUUUUUUUUUUCUUAAUCUUUAAUAUGCUUUUUGUUUGGUGAAUCAUGCAGUGAGAGUUAAAACUGGCUUUAGCCCUCCCAUAUUCGUUGAAAUGUCCUGUACUUACACGAGUUGGUUAUAUGUUUAAUGGUAACUGAAAAGUGAUUUUUUUAGGUUUUUCAAAUAAUGAACAAUUUAAGCUUUUUAAGUUGCUGAUUUUUAGCAUUUCAUACAGUCUGUUCAGAUGAACACAAAUUUUUGAUUCCAUCUUCCAAGUUUUUGCCUUCUGGGAUUAUUCUUAAGAAAUUGUUUAUGUAAAUAUUAGUGGCCCUUGCUCCUGUUAAUGCCAAUUAUUGUAAGUAAAUGAUUUAUCUUGUUGUAGGGAGGACUUAUUUUGUUUAGCAGAUUAGUCCUCUAAUCUUGUAUGUACAGUAUAAUGGUUGAUGAAUUAAUAAAUCUAGUAGAACUGAA
This is a messenger RNA of Penaeus chinensis, 5083 nucleotides long. RefSeq names its product serine/threonine-protein kinase 24-like (gene GckIII). NCBI's taxonomy places the organism in Eukaryota, Metazoa, Arthropoda, Malacostraca, Decapoda, Penaeidae. The record is from RefSeq and is a predicted model, not a curated record. Gene Ontology annotation, biological process: protein phosphorylation. Bases 53 to 1552 code for a protein of 499 amino acids. Gene Ontology annotation, molecular function: ATP binding; protein kinase activity. The transcript is spliced from 7 exons.